GCUUCUUAAAAGGGUAAGGUAUUUUGUGACUGCAGAACAUUGCACGUUCAUACUUAUAACAACGCACCGUUUACCUGUAUACGUGAUGCGUUGAGUGAGUGUUUGCAAAACAUAAAGUGUAAAUUGAAAAAAGUGUUGGUAGAACAAGUAUAAAUUUUUUCCAAUAAGCUACUGUUACGAUCGAUGGCGUUAAAAACCAGUCAGAUUACGGUUACGUACUUGUUAUUCAGUGUACUUAUUUCCGUCGUUUAUGGCAUCGAAGAUGGUUCAAGCGCUGAGAAAGCUCCCACAACGCCUGACUCUCCGUAUGAAACCCAAACCGCUCAAUGUACCAUUACAUCCGGCGAUAUUGAAGCCAGUGCUCAAGCUUCGAUCAGCAAAACAUUGGUUGGAGUAUGCGGUACAGAGGAAAUGUUGAUGGCUUUUCGUACAUUAGAAGCCAAGAUGCUAGAAGAGAUAAGUAAUCUUCGAAAAAUGAUUCGGGACCCACAUUACAAUCCUCCGAUGCUACAAUCUUCCAUUUACAACACGAUUAAGCGUGAAACGACCACAAAGCAUACGAAAUCAAAAACCACAUUGCCGCAAACAGCAGGGAUAAAAUUACCAGUGAGCGAUUCUACGACAUCAGCGCGUCCAGUACCCAAGGCGUCGACGACUUCGUCACCAACCAUAAUGUUUCCUGAAGAUGACUAUGAAGACGACGAAGAUGCCGAGAAAGCUUCAAGUCAGGGUUCCUUGAUAAGUAACAGUGAUUUGGUAAAAGACCUCUCAACUACGUAUUCCAGAAAUGAUACUUUGAAAGCUCGUUUUACUACUAAUGAUCGGAUAAGUUCACAAGCGAUCGAUUUUAAACCAAUCGACCAACCCGCCGAAAAGAAGUUUCUUACUGGCGGAUUGCGAGACUAUGAGGUCUAUCGAUUCAACAAUACCAUAAUUUCUUCCGGCGAUGCUAAGGUGUUCACGUACUUUUGGAAAGUAGAGAAUUUUACGAAACGCAUAAGAGCCGCUCCAGAGACAUCCUUCUCCAGUGCAGUUUUUGUAAUUUCUGGAUUGAAUCUACGACUUCAUGCUACGGUGGCGACGACAAAACAAAACGAUGAGAACGUACUUUACGUACAACUGGAGCAACUGUCCGACGAUGCGUUGAGAAAAAGUCCAAAUGUAAUUUUGCUAUCUGGAAAAACGUACGGUCAGGUCGAGACAAGCACAUUCUUCCGCCAUCAGAUUGCUAUACUAAAUCAGGACGAACCAUUCAGUAACAUAGUCUCAGAUUUAAGAAACACUAAUGCAAAAUUCGAAGCGCCUUUGGCUUCGGUAACCAACGAGCCUUAUCUCAAGAAUGAUAAACUUUUGAUAAAAGUUAUUAUUUUUCUAUAGAGGAUAUGAUAUAGAGGGUGAAUGGAUUAUUCGGACAGUGUAUAACAAACAGAAAAAAAUUGCAUUUAAA
Messenger RNA from Anopheles coustani, 1447 nucleotides. RefSeq lists its product as uncharacterized. Lineage: Eukaryota; Metazoa; Arthropoda; Insecta; Diptera; Culicidae. Gene Ontology annotation, molecular function: protein binding. The record is from RefSeq and is a predicted model, not a curated record. The transcript is spliced from 6 exons. The coding region runs from base 184 to 1377 and encodes 397 amino acids.